AUGUGUUCUUCUUCCCCGAAACCCGUCUCCUCCCGAAGCUUUUGCCGGCGCGCAGUACGCACGCCUUGCACGUACCUGUGCGGGCAAGUAGACGACGACCAAGAAGAAGAAGAAGAAGAAGAAGAAGAAGAGGGGAACGAAAAAAAAAAUAAGGGUUGUUCCGGAUGGAGCGCAGGUUUUUAUUUCGUUUUCGUCCGGCGGGCGGCUACCUGCGCGCCGACGGUCCCGUCUCGCGGGGCGGUGCCCGGUGUGUCGAAAACGCCCGUGAGAAACGCACUCGCGGUCCUAUAAGACGUGCGGGACGACGGAUGUUACGGGGGCGCGCGCGCGCGGGACGCAAACAUUCGAAAUCCCGUCGCGCGACAAUAGAGACGAUCGGUGUUUUUGUUAUUUUUUUUUUCUCCUUUCUCACUCCUGUUGUUUGCGCGUCGGGUCAGUAGCGAUUUCCGAUCGUUGCACGGGUACCUGCGGCAGCUAGUGGCGUACACCGCGGGCAGGUAAACCGCGUAUAGACGAAUGGGGAGUGGGGGGGGGGCGGACGGACGGAAAAAAAAAAAAAAACAAGGAUGAGAAAAGUAGUCGGUCGCCGCCGAGAGAGGUGCACCGGAGAGCUCCGGUUCUCAUCAGAACCGAUCGGGUGCGCCGUUCCCAUCAUCGCCGUGGUCGGCGUCUGCGGUGCGGGUAAACGCGCGCGGCGGCGAAGGGAAGGCCGUUUUAUAGUCACGCCGCGAAACGACAUUGUACGCACAUCAUAAUAAUAAUAAUAAUAAUAAUGGUAGCAGUGGGUAUGUGACAUUUACGAUGUUUGGAUGCACACGGCGUUUGGCCGAGAAAAAAAAAAAAAACAACAACAACAACGACGACGACCGUAAACUACGGGAGGUCGCGUGUGAAAACGCGCGGUGUAAUCCAUCGGCGAUCGAUUCCGCGCGGUAGCCAUCCGCGGGCAAAUCGUUUGUUCGAAACGUAUAACGUUCACACGGACGGCGACCGCGACGCGCGGAUUAUCGUCAGCCGGCUAAUCGCGAAACAUGAAAAAAAAUAAAAAAUAAAAGGGUCUCUAUUUAAAUGGCGGCCGUCGUUUCCGGCGAAAAAAAAAAAACACUUGAUUUUCGUUUCCGCCAAUUGUAUCUCCAUUCAUUCCGCCUGCAAAGCGAUUUUCGUUUCCGCCAAAUCUGUUGGUACCCAUACGUCUAUAUGUUAUAUCGAACCGGAGUUUGAGAACCCCUAUGGUCUAACGUGUAUGUCUCCGGUGAACGUUUUUAAAAAUCGGUUAAUGUCGUUAUAAUUACACUUCAACCUAUUUUGUGCGCUGUUGGUUUUGAUAUCGGAGUGUAUCGGAGGCCUGUUAACUAACUCCGGGGUAAGCGUGUUGUUUGCGUUUGCGUACGUUGGGUUUUUUCACGAUGUUUUAAUCUUUUAAUACCGAUUCGACGAUUUCCAAAUACCGCAAUGUUUCACGUGCUCGUACACGUCGUAACGCACGCGGAAAUUAAAACACACGCAUGAAAAAACCCACGUACAAAAGCAGACGGUGUUCUUACCGUUAAUAGUUUGAUAACAGCUCUCGUACACUCCAGUACUAGAACCGACAGCACGAAAUCGGUUUUUAUAACCGAAACACAGGAUUAUCGGUCGUCGACGUGCAGACGCGAUUCCUACUGAUUAUAAAUAAUUACAAUACACGCCGGUCAACGCGUCUACAGACACGGUGCAGUGCGCGCGAUAUCGCGGGCUCAGAGUUGACAUUGUUUUUGGUCUCACUGCGAAAAAACCCGCGUCGUGGAGGCCCGGGGGGGGGGGGUUAUCUCAGUUUACAAAAUAGAAUUAUUAAACAUAUGGGCGCUCACACACAUACACACGCACACAUAGGUACCGUAUUAUUGUUGUAAAAAGACAAAAUGAAAAAGUCACUGAACAAUUGUCGUUAGUAAACAAAUAAUUUCAGAUUCACGUUACAAGUGUUAUUUAGUACGGUACGCAUUAUUGUAUUUAGUUCCAGUGGCAACAUAUUCAUAUCCGGAGCUAAUGGGAAACUGCGUGUAUUUAUGUGACAACAGCGACGAAAAUUCGCGUGUUACGAUGCCGUAGAGCCGCGGGAAUUCGUUAACCCCGAGUAAAUCGAUAGCGAAUCGUGAAUAAUAUAUAUAUUUACCUAUAUUUAUCGAAGGUUUUGGAAUUCAUAUAUAUGAACGUAUUUUUUUUUUCUAAACCGAAUUCAUAACGAGUAAAAGCGGUAAAAAAAAAAAAAAAAACCAAUCUAAUGAUUCUGGAUCAUAUUUAAUCUUUCGUACACGUCGUCCCAAACAAAUAUUCCCUGCAGGUUAACUCUAUAAAUGGACGUUCAACUAUAAUUUAGCUAGGUAGGUUGAAAUAGAUUUGGCGGAUACGACAAUCGAACCUUUUUCAUUUUGCCGGAUACGAUAAUUGGCGGAAACGACUGACGCCCAUUAUUAAAAGGUAUCUCACGGGAACCCGAUUGGAGUCGGGUCGUGUUUGGCGAGCGUCCGCGCAACACGAAAAUGUCAUUAAUAUUGAUAAUAUUGUGUGUUCGUUUGCCAAACUGUUGUGGUGUGCGCGCGGUAAAUUUGUUUCAAAAUCGGAACUUUUUUUGUUUUUUUUUUGGUUUUUAUGUCUUUAUAAUUUAAACGAUUUGUUACUAAUAACUCUGAAUAGAGUUAUAUUAUUAGUCGUAUUUUCCCCUUGUUGCCGAGAUAACCCGGCAAAAAUCAACAAAAAUUAUGCAGCCUAAUUUUGGUAAUUUGAACGUCAUAUUUAUUGAAAAAACUACAAAGCAAAUUGAAAAAAGAGCUGAUACUGGGGACGUGUGCGACCACUGUUGUAGGUGGGUAGAGAGGAAGGUGGGAUCCGUAAAAUUAUUUGAUUUAUAGCUGUCACGAAAGAUAAACCGUUAAUAACGAAAAACGAUUAAGAGCGAAAUUCGGUUGUACACGUUUUGAAAGGCCAUAAUAUUUACGAUUUUUGUCAAAAUUUGGAUUUAAAAAUCAUAAAAAAAAAAAACACUUUAAGUACGACUUACAAUGAACCUUCUAUUAUACAGAUCCAAACAAUUAUGUUAAGUCUAACAAUUUAUUUACAGAGUUAAUCUACCAAAAAAAAAUUACGUCUUUAUUAAAAUGUCUAUAAAUAGCUUAAAUGUUUCAAAAAUUUUACCAUGUCUAAAAAAAGCAAGAAUCUCAAGAGUCUCUACAAAUUAUUUAACCUGAAUUACAACGAAAUAACAAAGUUGAAAAUAAUAAAAGCAUAUUAUUCUCGUAAAAUUUCCCGUUAUAUCUACGUUUUUUUUCGGCUAUGCUCAAUUAUUAAUAAAAUUACAAAAAGAAAAUCAAAAACCGAAUAUUCUACUCAUAAACUAGAUGAAGAAAAUAAUAAAAAGGGUAUCUUGUCGUUUAUCUAUUGGAGCAGUAUUUAUGGAAAAAAACGACAAGAGACCUUUUUUGUUAAAUUUUUAAUUCAAUCGGUAAGCAAGAAUGUCUUUUUUUGAUUUUCCAUGUAAUUUUCUUAACAGUUGAACAAAACCGGGAGAUAACGUAAAAAGAACGGGAAAGUUUGUGGAAAUAAUAAUUUAUAAUUUUCAAUUUUGUUUUAGAUUCUAAGUGGAGCGAAGAAGCUUAUGAUUUUACAUUGGUGUUUAUUUUUUUUCCGUGGACAACUUUUCUGACAAAUUUUGCUCCGAUUUACAAUGAUAGCAAUUUUCUUAAAAGGAAAUCUGACUGAGGAGGUAUUUUAAUGACGUCAUUUUUAAUGUUCUCUAGAGUUUCCCCAAUGGGAAAAACGCAGAAAAAACCUAUCAACUGAACUCCGCUUAGAAUCGUUUUUCGUUAGCAAUGGUUAAUCGUGGGUUAUAGAUAUACAUUAAAUUACCUAUAACAGUAGCUGCAUCCGUCCUCAAAACAAGGACAGAUUUUUUCUUGUAAUUUCCAUAAGCAUUUUUGAAGAGAUCCGAAAGAAAACAUUUAUUAGCCUUUUCCAGGCGUGAUUAAAGUUUCAAAAUAUUCAGAAAUUAUAUUUGAGCUAUUUGAAGGCUAUUAUUUAUAUUUAUAUUUAUUGUUUUACCUAACAGAAAUGUUUGAAAAUUUAACACGCUAUGUUCAUUAUAAGUUUCAAUUAGCGGCGAAAACAAAAAUUUAAGCGUAUUUGGAAUUGGUUUUUAUAAGUAAUCGUUUUAAGAUCGAAUAUUGAUGAAAAUCGUAAAUAUUUCAAAACAUUUCAAAACACGUUCCUGUAACUGAAUUUCGCUCAGAACCGUAUUUUGUUAGCAAUGGUUUAUCGUUGCUAAUAAAUUAAAUACAUUUAUGUACCCUACCUUCCCAACUUUCCAUCUACAACAGUGGCGUGCCCGUAAGCAGUAUCAGCUCGUUUUAGUUUAUAAGAUAUUUAAACGCUAUACGUUCUCAUUUUUCUAGUGGGGGAGUCCUGUAAAAAUAUUGGCGCCUGCUUGUCCGGCCGUUAAAUUCUAAGGACUCCUACGAGAAAAGAUAUAUAUCAUUUUCAAUUAUUGAGGUUUUCGAACAAUCGAGACUCGAUUGUAAAUAAAUAAUAGCACAAUUCAUUAAUAUUUAUGAGAUUUUUUUUUUUUUUUUUGUUUUCCUGAGUUUUACAUGUUGAUGGUUUCGUCCGAUAAACGGCCUUAAAAUUCCCCAGUGCACACAACGUGUAUAAUAUUGUAGAAACACUAUACAGAUACCAGUUGUCGGUGGAAGUCGGAAAGUUUGGAGGUCGUCUGCUCGUAUGACUGGAUCAACGAGAUGUUCGUCACUAUACUGUAAGAGAAAGCGAACGAUCCGAUAUCAUUGUUCCCGGACAUACACGUGUUGACGGUGAUAAUAACAUUCGGUCGGAUUCUGUUGUCGAAAUGCCGGUCCCGACCAUUCAACAGGCGCGUGUAUUCGCGCCACCCCGAAUAUCAGGAAAAAAAAAUUCGUUCAGUUUUUGCUCGGACGAGGCUAAUAUUUUAUAAUAGAAAAUGAUACGUAAUUAAAGACGGCGAAGUAUGCAAAGGAUCGCACUUCCCUUCCAAAAGAAAAAUGUUUACUACCCUCAGGGAUACGCGCUAUCGCAAUAAUUAAAGCCCGGAUGCAGCGAAAAUGCUGAAAAACGUGCGAAACUAAAUUUUCGAUGUACCAUAGGAGUUAAAUAACAAUUUGCUCGUAAUAAUUCAAAUUUAUAUUAAUAUUUGUAGAUAAAAUAUUAUCAAUCCAAUAUUUUAUUUUAGACGAAUGAUCGCUACCUAUUUUCGACAUUUUAAUUGAAUUAUAUAAGUAAAAUAUUUAAGUAUACGUCAAAAAACACGAGUAAUAAUAGUAUGAAAUGUAAUAUAAGCUACGGCUGUGACUGAUAGACUAUACCCGGUACACCAGGUUAGGUUCCACAUACUAUAAUACUAAUCACGGACUGCGUGACGUGCUAUAGCCACCCGUAUAUCGAUAGUAUUUUUAGAUUUUAUCAUAAUAUUAUCAUCCUUACAGUGCUCGAAUUGAGGGGUGAGGGACACAUGGGGACGGAGUACCACAAGUAACUGUUCAGAAACGUAAGCGUGCCUUUACUAUUUGUUUGAUGUGAAACGCAUGGGGUGCAGUGGAGGAUACAAGGUACCAUGUCUGGAAAGAGCUGAUAAGAGACUAUGCCUUUAAAAGUAUUCAGUGAAAUUUCUGACCUCUACGAUUAUUUAUCAUUGAAUAAACGAAAUAGAAUAAAAACUAUGAAAUAAUAAACACUAAAAUAAAUGUAACAGUUACAAGUUUUCCUGACGUUUUUUCUAGGGUUUUCCUCAUAGUUAAGAAUACAAUAAUGCAGUGGCGGUUCUAGCGUAUGGGCAGGGUGGGCAGCUGCCCAUACCAAAAUUUCUGAUGCCCAUUAUUUUAAAAAUGUUAUUUUUAUACAAACAUUUUUGUUCAGCUUAUGAAGCGUUACCAAAGAAUGCAAAAUACAAUAGUAAAAUAAUUCAAAAUGAUAUGAUAAGUGCAGCUUCCACAGUGAUUACUCUGUCUAUUUUAAAAGAAGUACAAGAAGGUAGUAAAAUAUUCAGCUUAAUUGUUGACGAAGCCAGAGACGAUGCAAGAUUAGAGCAAAUGAGUAUUUGUAUUCGGUAUGAACAUAAUUCAGUGAUAAAAGAAAGGUUUUUAGGAUUUGUUGAACUCAAAGAACUAAAUGCUAAUAUCCUAAGCUGUAAUAUUAAAUUAUUUUUGAAUAAUUUUGGACUAGAUUUGAGUAACUGUGUAAGUCAGUCUUAUGAUGGAGCAACAGUUAUGUCUGGUCAGUUCAACGGAGUCCAAAAAAAAAUUAAAGAUAUGUCAGGAAAUUUGUGUCCAUAUAUACAUUACAAUGCACAUAAAUUGAAUUUAGUUUUAGUUGAGGUUUCAAGAAAGGUAGAAGAAGUACAUGAUACUAUAGGUCCCUUGGAAGCAGUAUAUGCAUUUCAGUCAUUAUCAACACUAAAGUAUCAAGUAUUUUUCGAUAAAACUGGGUCGAAAGUCCCUAUGCACUAUGACACACGUUGGGUAUCAAAAUUUAAAAAUAUUCGUUACUUUAAAAACAACUUUACAUUAGUAUUAACAGCAUUAAAAGAGUGUAAUGAAAGUUCGAAAUCAAAGGAAGCUGCUGAAGCUAAAGGUUUACUAAUUCAAAUGAAUUCUUUAAAAACUAUUGUGUUAUUUUUUUGUUUGGAUUUUAUUUUGUCUUUAGUAAAUAUUCUAUCAUUAAACUUACAGACAACAACACUUGACUAUAGCCAUUUUGCAAAAUUAAUCAAAUCCACUAUGGAACAAUUGAUCAAUUUAAGGUCAGAAAAAAUAUUCAUCAAUAUUUACAAUGAAGCUGUAAGUGUAAUUCAGACUUCGAAUAUUGAACCUAACGAUACACUACGUCCAACAAGAGAACAGAGAAUUUCAUAA
Cinara cedri is the source of this 6914-nucleotide messenger RNA. Lineage: Eukaryota; Metazoa; Arthropoda; Insecta; Hemiptera; Aphididae. The record is from the annotation of a GenBank genome assembly.